ACAAUAGGAGUGCUGAUCAAUUUUGUUGCCUAUUGCUGUAUUGGGCUUCCUUGUGGCAUAACAUUGAUGUUUUUAGUCUUCCAUGAAAUUACAGGUCUCUGGAUAGGCUUAGGGAUUGGCGUCUUAACUCAGGCGUCUUUAUAUGUGAUUCUGCUGUGGAGAACAGACUGGGAGAAACAAGCACAGCUGGCCAAAGGACGAACUGCAAUCAAGGCAGCGGUGUACAAUACAUCAGAGACUUGGAUAGAUGUAGAAGUUAGCAGAAGAGAAAGAGAUGCGAUGUU
Molecule: messenger RNA, 284 nt
Organism: Stylophora pistillata
Lineage: Eukaryota; Metazoa; Cnidaria; Anthozoa; Scleractinia; Pocilloporidae
Product: multidrug and toxin extrusion protein 1
Biological process (GO): xenobiotic detoxification by transmembrane export across the plasma membrane
Cellular component (GO): membrane
Molecular function (GO): antiporter activity; xenobiotic transmembrane transporter activity
Source: RefSeq, a predicted model, not a curated record